AUGGAGAAGAAGAAGCUAUGUAAAUGUUGUACAGCUGGAUGGUUACUCUGUGUUAUAGGAGGAAUCUCUAUACCUGUUGUCAGUUAUUUCAUCAAGAAACAGGUAGAAAAGACUGUGAUUAUCAAGAAGGGAGGAGUGUUGUAUGACUUAUGGAAGGAAAUGCCAAUUCCUAUUUACAUGCAGUUCUACAUGUUCAAUGUCACCAAUGUUUAUGAAAUAUUAAAUGGUGGGAAACCUUAUGUUACACAGAAAGGACCAUAUACCUACAUAGAAAAGAGAGAGAAGUUCAACAUUACCUUCCAUCCUAAUGGUACAGUGUCGUACAGACAGAAAAGAAUCUUUAUAUUUGACAGAUCAAAGUCAGUGGGGGAUGAUACUGAUAUAUUUGUCACAGCUAAUCCUUUAUACUGGACUGUAUUAGCAGCUAUAAAAUAUGAAUAUUUAGACAUAAAUAAGGUAUUGGAGUUGGUGUUAAAGUUCGGAGGUGAAGGUCCAUUCUUUGAGAAGAGUGUACGAGACCUAGUGUGGGGAUAUAAAGAUAAAAUGUUAGAAGCAGGAAACAUUAUAGCUCCAAAAUGGUUCUACACAGAUUUUGUUGGUUACUUUAUGAAUAAAAAUAACACAGAUGAUGGAGUAUAUACCAUAUUUACAGGAGAGAAAGACAUUACCAAGUUGGGAAUGAUAGAUAAAUACAAUGGUUCUAGUUAUUUAAAUUUCUGGUCAACAAAAUCUGCCAACAUGGUCAAUGGAACAGAUGGCACUCUAGGUCCUCCAUACCUCAGUGAAGACAGAACAUUAUAUUUAUUUGCUUCAGAUAUAUGUAGAUCAGUGUCUGGUGAAUGGACUUCUAAUGUAAAGGUCAAGGACAUCUCAUUACGUAGAUAUACAGCAGGAUUUAUGUACCUAGCUAAUGCUACAAUAAACCCAGAUAACAUUGGAUUCUGUACUCCAGAGUCUAACUGUAUGGAUACUGGUUUAGUGAAUAUAAGCACAUGUCAGCUAAUUGAUUAUUUCCACAUACCUGCAGUGGUCUCUCUGCCACAUUUUUAUAUGGCAUCAGACGGAAUAAAAAAUUCCAUAGGAGGUCUGAGUCCUUCUGCUGAGGAACAUCAGACAUUUGUUGACCUUGAACAUAACACUGGUCUGGUGCUGUCAGUUGCCAAAAGAUUACAAAUUAAUCUCUACAUACAGCCAGUUGAUGGAAUUCCAGAAACCUCUAAGCUGUUACCUUCUGUGUUACCUGUAUUCUGGUUAAACGAGACGGCUGUCGUCAAUGAUAAAUAUGCUAACCAGUUAAAGAGGAUGUUAUUUAUACCAAAGUUAGUAGUAGAAGUUGUACAGAUAACAAUGUUAUGUGGUGGUGCUCUCCUCCUACUCAUAUCUGUAUUCUAUGGUGUAUAUAAACUUAGGGAAAAUCAAAAGAUUUUUAUGAAGCCAGGGGACAAAAGAUUAUCCUCAUUGACAGAAUCAGAUGACAGAAGACAUUUAGUUUCUUGAUAUACAGUCAGUAGUUAUGUAACUAUCAAAUGUGAUAUGCUGAAUUAUGUACAAUUU
This is a messenger RNA of Mytilus californianus (California mussel), 1554 nucleotides long. RefSeq names its product lysosome membrane protein 2-like. The transcript is spliced from 13 exons. Gene Ontology annotation, cellular component: cytoplasm; membrane. Gene Ontology annotation, molecular function: scavenger receptor activity. The record is from RefSeq and is a predicted model, not a curated record. NCBI's taxonomy places the organism in Eukaryota, Metazoa, Mollusca, Bivalvia, Mytilida, Mytilidae. The coding region runs from base 1 to 1497 and encodes 498 amino acids.